GUGUGUGCUAUGGUUGGCAACACUGAUAGUAGGUUACUCAACAAUAAGUGACUAAGAAGUCCUCCCCUUAUAUAGUCUUUGGUCCUCCCUGUCUUUAUUCAGUGGAAAACUGAAAACAAUUUUGUUACAACUUCGAUAUUCUUCGUUUUUUGGCUGUUCUGUUGUGUUUUUGGUUGUAAAGUAACAUUUGAAAAUGCCAGUAUUUUCCGCUGCUGCAAAAAGAAAGCGUUAUUUGUCGAAGAGCAAAUUUAAAGUUGCGGGCGACCGUGAUAGGUUUCUGUCGCGAAUAGAGAAGAGCCUGUACUACGGGAAGCUGCCUCUCACAGACAGGUUCAGUCUGCCUGUUUCAGAAUUGGCAGCAGAGUUGUUCACACGCGUGAAGGAAAGCCACAGCCUGGACCACUUGCCACUGGCAGAUACUGCCGCCAUCUCGCGAAACUCCUGUGCAUCGCCGUGCUCCCUGGUGCUGGCACUGCUCUACGUGGAGCGUCUCAACUCGUGCAACCCCGGCUACCUGCGAACUGUGCCCUCUUCGCAGCUCUUCGUGGUCUCUAUGAUGGUGGCCAGCAAGUUCCUGAACGAUGACGGGGAGGAGGACGAGGUGUUCAACGACGAGUGGGCGGCCGCCACGGGACUGUCGCUCAAGGACCUGAACAGGAUAGAGCACGACUUCCUGCAAGCCAUCAACUGGGAGGUGUUCGUUAGCGAGCAGACGUUCUGGAAGAAACUGCGUAAGCUGGAGGCAGGCGUGGCGAACCGUGAGGGCUGGCGCCGGGGCUGGUUCACGUAUGCCGACCUCGACAAACUGCUGGACGAGUUGGACCUACUUUCUGUGGCUCACACCCUCUUCAAGGUGUCAACAGUGUUCUUCACCAGCUACACUGCUGGCGUGCUGACACUACUGGGCUCUGUGCUCAUAGCAAGCCAUGUCCCUGGCACGAGCCUGGGUGCACAGCCCUCUGCACUGUCUACCACCGCGCACUGCGAUCUGCUGCAUGGUCCAGGCGACCCUCCCAGUGACGAGGACUCCAACAGCACUGCCAGCGUGCUGACGCUGCUGGACUCUGUGCUCAUAGCAAGCCGUGUCCCUGGCACAAGCCUGGGUGCACGGCAGUUCGCACUCUCUACCACCGCACACGGCAAUCUGCUGCAUGGCCCAGGCGACCCUCCCAGCGACGAAGACCCCAACAGCACUGCCAGCGUGCUGACGCUGCUGGACUCUGUGCUCAUAGCAAGCCGUGUCCCUGGCACAAGCCUGGGUGCACGGCAGUUCGCACUCUCUACCACCGCACACGGCAAUCUGCUGCAUGGCCCAGGCGACCCUCCCAGCGACGAAGACCCCAACAGCACUGCCGGUGUCUUCAUCCCAGAAUCUGUCUCCUGCUGCAAAAGACUACAGGACGAGCAGUUGUUUGUGAAUGAGACAGUCGAAGUGGCGGAUAUGCUGGCAUGGCUACCUGUGCUGCACAGCUGGCUGCGUAGGACAUCCCUCGACAGGUGUUUGCACGCCCUUCGACUGUCGCUCGCUGCCUCCGUUGCAUGACACGAGGCUCGUGUGUAGCACACUGUCUGUGCCCCUGGACUGUCGCUGCUCCUCUUCUUUGGCAUUCAUUUGAUAUUGUAAAUCAUUGUCUAACACACUGGUUUUUCUCUCUACCAUACGUCAGAUGAUCAGUACUAAUCAACAUUAUGAAGAAAUUUUGGAAAUCUGUAGUGUAUAGAUCCAGAAAUGUUUUGAUGUCAGUAACAGAUGAAUUUAAUUUUUGUAAACUAGAAAGGAGAUUCGAAUUUUUACAGUCCAGUAAUACAUAUGUUUAGAUUUUAACAGAAAUUAAAUUUAUCAUUUUCUUAACUUACAUUUGUUUUGACCAAGGUUGGGCUGAAAAUCUAACACAGCAGUAAUAAAAAACUGACACUAAAAAUAGACUGCUUGAGUUUUACUCCAUACACGUUAGUUUUUCUGUGUGGUUUGUCAGAGGAUAUAGUGACAAGUGUGGUGGUUUGAACCUCUAUGUUAAGCAAAUAUUGUCUGCAUUAAGUGUAGCUUUACAAUAAAUCAAUAUCAAAGUGUUGGCAUAAAA
Bacillus rossius redtenbacheri is the source of this 2081-nucleotide messenger RNA. RefSeq names its product protein CNPPD1. The record is from RefSeq and is a predicted model, not a curated record. Gene Ontology annotation, molecular function: cyclin-dependent protein serine/threonine kinase regulator activity; protein kinase binding. NCBI's taxonomy places the organism in Eukaryota, Metazoa, Arthropoda, Insecta, Phasmatodea, Bacillidae. Gene Ontology annotation, cellular component: cyclin-dependent protein kinase holoenzyme complex; nucleus. The transcript has 6 exons. Gene Ontology annotation, biological process: regulation of cyclin-dependent protein serine/threonine kinase activity. The coding region runs from base 194 to 1543 and encodes 449 amino acids.